Dicrocoelium dendriticum is the source of this 308-nucleotide messenger RNA. NCBI's taxonomy places the organism in Eukaryota, Metazoa, Platyhelminthes, Trematoda, Plagiorchiida, Dicrocoeliidae. The record is from the annotation of a GenBank genome assembly.
CUCCGUGAGAAUGAAGAAGCAUCAGAGCAUCCAAAUGAUCAGUUUGGACACAUUCCAUUACCCAUCGUAACACUAUUCAACGGACCAGGUGGUGGGAAUCCCUUUACUGCGGGGAAGUGCAAGUGCAUCCAUGAGUUGUGGAUUAUCCCGAAACCGGACGUUUCUCCAGCACAAAUUUCUAUCGACCUAUACGAACUGAAAAAUCGGGUUGUCCAAACCCUAAUGAUGAAAUCAAACGUGAGUCUCCUCAUUUUGUGGCAGCAUUUUCGUUGUCAUUCUGCUUUAUUUAUCUCUUCAUGUGAUCCAAG